AUGUCGAACUCAACUCCUAUGUCUUCGCAAGGCGCAACGACUCGUACAGUGACGCCUACGUCGCAAGGCGGCAGCAGAACUAUGGAGGUUCGCCCUCAGCCUGUCUUGCGACUGUCAGCGCCUUCGGGAGUGCUCCGUCUACGAGCGGAACCGACUGAGCGGAGACGCAUCCAGUGGGCAGAGGACGUUGUCGAUAACGAGGGCAUGGGCAAGAAGUCUUCCAAAGUUUGCUGUAUCUACCACAAGCCCCGCGCUGCUGACGAAUCUUCGGACGACGAAUCCUCUGGCUCUUCCUCUGAUUCAGAUUCAGACUCCGAGGUUGAUAACAGUACAGCUAGACCUAGCAGUGGGGCUGGUGGUCAUCGAGGGCGUGCGCACAAGCAUGACCAUGGAGAUUGUGAACACGGUCAUAAUCACGGCGAAGGCUCGGGCAAGCCACAGAAGCGCCGUCAACGACGAAAGCCUAGCCCCAAUGCCUACGAGAAGAUGCCCAAGGUCAAAAAAUAG
Molecule: messenger RNA, 507 nt
Organism: Parastagonospora nodorum SN15
Lineage: Eukaryota; Fungi; Ascomycota; Dothideomycetes; Pleosporales; Phaeosphaeriaceae
Exons: 2
Coding region: 1-507 (168 amino acids)
Cellular component (GO): nucleus
Molecular function (GO): protein phosphatase 1 binding; protein serine/threonine phosphatase inhibitor activity
Source: RefSeq, a predicted model, not a curated record